AGCAUGUUUGUUGCUCGAGUUGCUUUCGCUCAAGAGUGGCGGCUAGAGUAGUGGAAGAGCGUUGCCGCUCAAGGGUACCUCGUCCGAUGACCGUAACACCAGUCGCCAAUUGCAGCACCGCGGGCCCAGACAUGUCCCACGAGCUGAGCGAACAGCGGGCGAAGCACCCUGGAGAGCAGAGGACGCUGUCGACCCUCUUACCCGAGCAGGAGCGGGAGGAUCUGCCCGAUUGUUCACCGACGGGGACGGCGCUGCAGUCGCAGACGGUCUGCUCUCCUUGCCACGCGGCACCAUUUGGGACGACUUGCGCCGACGGCCCGCCCAUGCAGCAGCUGCAGACCGCCGUUGAGCUGCCGCUCGAGGCUGCCGCAUCCCUGCUCCGCACGGUGGACAUGGAUCUUGCGGACGAGCUCUGCCGAGUGCUAUCGUUGCUGCGUCGCGUGGUGGUCGACACGGCGUCGGUUCUCGCCAGCUUGGGCUGCGCGGCACGGGGCAUCGCCGUUGGGGCGUUGCCCAUGUUGCGCGCCGCCCUCGCCUCCUCGAGAACGAAGAGGACAGCCGUGGCCAACUCGAUCGGCGCUGCCCAGGGCUUGGUCCUGGAGCGUCAUGAGGAGGUAGCGCAGGUUCUUGACAGCCAUGUGGUCUUGGUCGAGCGGGUCCACUACGUCCACCGCUGUCUCCUCGUCACCACUGACAGCCAUUGCGCGGAAGGGGAUGCGGGUGCGGGUGCCGAGGCGGUGGAGGGGCUGCGAGAAGGUCAAGCAGGUUUUCAGGACGGCAUUGGGCCUAGCGGGCACGGCGUCGGCGAGGCGCUGGGCACCGCGCUCGUGCACCUGGACGAGGCGAUCGACGCCCUGGAGGAGUGCUCGGACCGCCGGCGCAUGCUGCGGCGCACGGAGCGUUUGCUCGCAAGCGUGGCCGAGUCCGCGCAGGACAUCCGCGGGCAGCUGCUAUCCGGGCCGAGGAUCCUCGAUCUGCAGCCCAGGCUCGAGCCCUUCGUCGCCUCCUUGGAGCAGUUCUGCCAGCUGUGCUGCCCUGAAGACUCAGUUGCAGCCCUUGGGCGCCAGCACGUCCUUUGCAGCCAGGUCGCAGAUGCCGAGGUGGGCCCCAGCGUCUUGGACGGCAGCUGCGGCUCCGAGACGGCUUCAUCUUUGGCAAGGGGCAGGGCCCAGAGUUGGCUUCUCAGUGACGCCUGACCCUCGCGCGCGGCCCUGGCAGUCUUGGGAGUGCGUGCGUGUUGGUCGUAGCCCUGGCCUCGUGCGCUCUCACGGCUGUGCCGCAGACGCCAAAGACCCUUGUCUUCCGCAAGAUGUGCUAUGCAAGUCGGCUUUGUCGUUGCUCCCAGACUCUCUCACUCUUCCCGACCCUGACUCUCGCCGUCAUGAUGCUGCUCUAUUGCAUUCCUGGGCUCGUGCCGAGGCAAGCGGCGGGCGGCGGCCGGCAGCUUGAGCGCCCAGCUAGGGUGCCCAAAGGGUUUCCGUAAUCGGUCAUAGUGCAGUCCCUCUACCGCCUCUGGCGUUGGCUCGCAGCUUCGGCGCGCGCCAGAAUUCUGUCUCUGUUUUGUGUGGCUUCCUGCUGGGGGGCCCCGUGCCGUCGUUGCACAGAGGGGCGCUUGCUCAGAGCAUCCUCGCGGCGUGGGCCGCUUUGCCAAUCCUGCACCUGGCAGCCUCUGGAGACAGCAAAGCUCGGUGCUGAGGGAGCGGCGGCAGCGCGAGGCACGCAUGCUGGUCGCAGUCGACCUCAUGUUUCACCAGGGUUGGGGAGGGGGAAGGAAGCAGGCUCGCGUUGAUGCGCAUGCGUCAAUGUACGUUUUCACUGGGAACAACAGGGAACAACAAGGGCACAUAGCCUUCACAUUGUAUGUGACAUGCCGACCAACGCCAACGCGAGAGCCAUUGUUGGGGGCGGGCAGUGGUGGUGCCACACUGGAAUUCGCCGAUCGCAAGGUGCCUGUUGGCGCGCUUCGCCAGACGACGUGUUGCGGAGGCGGUCUCGUCAACUGGACAAUGGGCGCAGGCGGGGGGACGAC
Molecule: messenger RNA, 2029 nt
Organism: Prorocentrum cordatum
Lineage: Eukaryota; Dinophyceae; Prorocentrales; Prorocentraceae
Source: the annotation of a GenBank genome assembly